AUGGCAAGGAACUCUCGGAACGCGAAGACUGCAGCAUCGAUUGCACAGCCUGCACACUGGCCUACACAUGUCCAGUACAUCUCAGUAUAUCGCUUUCACCUAUCUGUGCCGACCGAGACUCGUGCUCUUAUUUGUCCCAAGUCGACAGCACCUGAAGCCUGUGUGCCCUCUCGCUCUUUGACGAUUAUACGACGAAUUUCAGAGCAUUCUCAUCCCGCUUCUGGACAGUUUGGUCUCUUUGCGGCCAGGAAAAUACCUCCUCGUACCCACAUCCUAGACUAUAUAGGAGAGCUACACUGCGACGACAGGCCUGAGUCUGACUACGACCUCUCGCUCUACCGAACUCGGGAAGGGCUCAGUAUCGGAGUGGAUGCACAGCACAUGGGAAAUGAGGCACGCUUUGUGAAUGACUUCAGGGGAAUCAGUCACAAACCGAAUGCGGUGUUCGAGGAUCGCAGGACGGUGGAUGGAGAGCUACGAAUGAGUAUAUGGAGCGGUAGCGACUGCAUCAAGAAGGGUGAUGAAAUUCUCGUCUCGUAUGGCAAGUCAUGGUGGCGAGCCCGGGAAGAAUGUGAGGGUAAUGCCUGAAGGAUGGCAAGUGUAUGAAUAAUUUACAGGCAUUAACUCCCAACAAGCGUUUCUCGGCUUGCGCAAGCAGCGUGUGCCUCUGGGUGAAGGCUCCAAUUCGAGGUAGCAAAUGAAGUCCAGAGGCAGCGAUAUCGCCGAGACAUACUCAUGCUUCAGGAAUAUGUCUGGGCAACGGCGAAUUACGAAGAUUGGCUCAAAGCAUUCAAGCUGUGUUGCUGUCCGUGUCAUCCAGUGCCAUUCACAUUGUAUAUCUAGCACAGUGCUGUUAGAGUAGUUCAAACAUGUAACUCACCUUACCUAGUCCUUCGAUAUACCG
Messenger RNA from Postia placenta MAD-698-R-SB12, 904 nucleotides. RefSeq lists its product as hypothetical. The transcript has 2 exons. Gene Ontology annotation, molecular function: protein binding. Bases 1 to 588 code for a protein of 195 amino acids. NCBI's taxonomy places the organism in Eukaryota, Fungi, Basidiomycota, Agaricomycetes, Polyporales, Adustoporiaceae. The record is from RefSeq and is a predicted model, not a curated record.